This is a messenger RNA of Drechmeria coniospora, 4107 nucleotides long. Its product is annotated as nucleoporin Nup157/170. Gene Ontology annotation, biological process: protein localization to nuclear inner membrane; protein import into nucleus; RNA export from nucleus. Gene Ontology annotation, molecular function: structural constituent of nuclear pore. Lineage: Eukaryota; Fungi; Ascomycota; Sordariomycetes; Hypocreales; Ophiocordycipitaceae. The coding region runs from base 1 to 4107 and encodes 1368 amino acids. The transcript has 3 exons. Gene Ontology annotation, cellular component: nuclear pore; nuclear pore inner ring. The record is from RefSeq and is a predicted model, not a curated record.
AUGUCGUUUCCGCAAACAACGCCUCUGAGGCCAGUUCCCGGCGCCUUUCUCAACACGCCCGCCGUUGCCUCGAGGUUCCAGGCCGGCUCGGAUCCCGUGCGCCGACAGCUGUUUCCCAUUUCCGAGCGCAGCCAGCCGAGCUCCGUUGCCAUCAGCGCCGCCCCCAGCUCGAUGGCGCCUCCUCCGACGUUGAGCUCCUCGACGUCCGUCACCCACGUCGGCUCAGCCGAGGGCGCCUCGUCCGACUACGAGGUCCCCGGUCCUGAAUCGUCCUGGGCUCCCUUCCACAAGACGCACAUGUACCCCAUCCCGAACCAAGUUUUUGACCACUACAACUCGGGCGAGCUGCAGACUCUCAUGGGGCUCUUUGCCGACAUAAACCACGCCUGGGUUGUCAUCGACAACUCGCUCUUCCUCUGGGACUAUACCCACCCCGAUCCUGAGCUCAUCGGCUUCGAAGACCAGCCUCACACGAUCCACGCCGUCGCCUUGGUUCCACCGAAAGCCGGCAUCUUUGUCAAUACCAUCACCCACAUCCUCGUCGUUGCCACCUCGGCCGAAGUCAUUCUGCUCGGCGUCUCCGCGACCGACACGCCGGCUGGCACGAAAUCCGUCGCCCUCUAUCAGACAAAGAUGGGCCUACCGCUGCGAGGCGCCGACGUCCGACUCAUAACCGGAUCGGCCGACGGCCGCAUCUUCUUCGGCGGCAGCGGCGACAUCGACAUCAGUGAGCUCUACUACCAGUCGGAGGAGAAGUGGUUCUCCAACCGGUGCGGCAAGAUCAACCAUACGAAUCCGGGCUGGUCCUCGGUCGUUGCUCUUCAGUCCGGCUUCUGGUCGCAAAAGACGCCCGAGCACCUGGUCGACAUCGUCAUCGACGACUCCCGAAAGCUCGUCUACACCCUCUCCAACAGGUCGACCAUUCGAACGUACCACAUGGAGUCGCCCGACCGCCUCAACAAGGUGAUUGAAAAGGAAAAGGUGCACUGUCUCCGCGACAUCGCCCACAUGAUCACGCAGUCGAGCCUCCUGAGCGACCGGAUGAACAUCGUCUCCAUCAGCACCAUUUCCAAGCAGGAGGCCUCGAAGCUGCACCUCAUGGCCCUCACCGACACCGGGUGCCGGCUCUUCUUUAGCGCCACGAGCGCGUCGUCGUACCUCUACGGCUCACAGUCCAACAUGGCACCACAGAGCAUGCAGGUCCAGUUCAUCAAGUUUCCUCCGAGCCCGAGCCCCCGCCGAUCGACCCCGUUUCCUCUGUCGGGCCAAGCCGCUGGCAACGAGUUGGUCGUCGACCUGGAAUCACCCAUGCUGAUGGGCAGCAGGCAAGGCGUUCGCUUUGCCCCCGGUUUCUUCCUCGACUUUUUGAGCAGCGAGGGGGAUGCCAACGCCGAUACAUUGUUCAUCUCCGGUCCCGAGACUGGGCGGAUAAAGCGGACGUCCCCGACGGCACCCCUGCGGUACUUUGAGCAGGGCAGCUGGGUCGACAUCGGCAGCCGAGCCGAGGCCGUCGGGCUCAUCACGAAACCGUUUGCCGCCGCGCCGCAGCCGGUUGGUUUCGGCAACGAGCUGGCGGUGCAGUUUGACGAACCACCGAGCGAGUUUGCCGUCCUUACCAACACGGGCAUCCACGUCAUUCGACGGCGACGGCUCGUCGACACCUUUGCCUCGGCCAUUCGCGACGCCCCGGGAGACGAAGCCCUCGAUGCCGUUUCGCGCCGCCUCAUCCAGCUCUACGGUCGCGUGGAAACGGUGUCCACGGCGCUGGCCGUCGCUUGCGGACACGGCGGCGGCGAUGCGCGGCCCGGCGCGGCGAGAGCAUUGGAUCAGGCGACGGAGGAUCGGGCAAGGGGGCUCUUCGUCGACUUUGGCGGCCAGCCUACGAUCACGGAGACGGACGGGGCGGCGUUGACGACCGACUCGGUCCGUCUGUCGUCUCGUCACGAUGCCCUGGUCCUCUAUCUCUCCCGUCUGAUUCGCCAACUGUGGAAGAAGCCUGUGAUCAAGACUGCCGUCUCCCCGGCCGGCGGCGUCGUCGUGAGCUCGACCGUGCCGACCGGUAAGCUGGUCUCGACACAGGAGAACCUUGAGCGGCUGAGGAAGUUUAUGGAGUCGAACCGCGGCUUGAUUCAGGGCAUGUCUGGUCCGUCCGACCUGCUGCGCGUGUCGAGUCGGCAAGAGGAGGUUGCGCUGCAGGCUGAGCACCAGGCGCUGCACGCGCUUCAGAAGCUGAUGGAGAGCAUCUCGGAAGGCAUCUCCUUUGUCCUCAUGAUGUUUGACGAGCGCGUGACGGAUAUUUUUGCAAGGCUGGACGACGCGGCGCGGCAGCAGCUGAAGGACCUUUCGUACGAAAAGCUCUUUUCCCAGGCGGACGGCAAGGACCUCGCCAAGCUGCUCGUGAAAGCCAUCGUCAACCGCAAUAUCGAGAGCGGCUCGAACGUGGAGACGGUGGCCGAUGCCUUGCGUCGGCGAUGCGGCAGCUUCUGCAGCCCAGACGACGUCAUCAUCUUCAAGGCCCAGGAGCAGCUCAAGAGAGCGUCAGAGCAGGCCCCGAACACGAAUCUGUCUCGCAGCCUCUUGCACGAGAGCCUGAAGCUCUUCGAAAAGGUGGCGGGUAGCCUGACGUUUGUCAACCUCCAGACGGCCGUUCGCCAGUACAUCGACCUCAAGUACUACGCCGGCGGCAUCCAGCUCUGCCUCAUGGUUGCCCGGGAAAAGGACAGAGGAAACACGGCGCUCGCGUGGGUCAACGAUGGAAAGCCCCCGAACGACCCUCGUGCCGCCGCGUUUGACGAGCGGAAGCGAUGCUACGACCUCAUCCACAGCACGUUGGAGCACCUCGACGAGGCCUCGAGCAAGGAAUCCGAGUACGUCGACGGUAAGAUGACGUUGAUCGCAACGAAGCGACUGGAGGCAUACGACGUGGUCAACAGUUCGGAUGACGAGGUCUUCCACUUUGGCCUGUACGAGUGGUACAUCCGUCAAGGCUGGACCGACCGCAUCCUCGCCAUCGACUCCCCCCACGUCAUCACCUUUCUCCAGCGGUUGGCGGGAACGAACGUGGAGCACGCGGACCUGCUGUGCCGCUUCUACACCAACCGGAACCGCUUCUUCGACGCGGCCCAGGUGCAAGCCGAGCUCGCCAGCGCCGACUUUCCUCUCGGCAUCAAGGAUCGGAUUCGGCUUCUCAGCUUGGCCAAGGCCAACGCGAACGUGUCGGGGGUCGGCGUGAGCCGACAGCAGCAGCAGGUGCUGAACCGCAACGUGACGGACCUGCUCGAGGUGGCCAAUAUCCAGGACGACCUGCUGGGGCGUCUGAGCAUGGAUGAGAGAUUGGACCCGGAGAAGCGGGCGGACAUUAAGCAGGCGCUCGACGGCAAGAUCUUGGACCUCUCCGACCUCUUCAACGACUACGCCGAUCAAGCCGGGUACUACGAUUUGUGCCUGCUCAUCUACCACACGGCGAACUACCGCAACCCGACGACGAUCUCGGGCACGUGGAGCAAUCUCAUCCAGCAGACGCAUGACGAGAUCACGUCGAGGCUGGAGGAGCUCGAACUGGGUCAACCAUCGCCGCCGAUGCCGUACGAGGUGGUGACGAGCAAGAUCCAGAACAUUGCGCAUCACACGUCGCUCGACAGUUUCGUCUUCCCGGUGCAGACCCUCCUGCCGGAGCUGUGCCGCUACGCGGUCGCCUACCAGCAGGAUGCGACGAUUGGAGCGGACCCGAGCUGGCCGGUGCAGCUGUUUCUGUCCCUCGGGGUGUCGCACGACAUGAUCGUGCGGGUGCUCGAGAGCCUGUUCGACACGCAGGACUACGGUUUCAGCGGCAUGGUUCGCAACCGCAUUAUCGAGUUCAUUGUCUACGUCGUCAACAGCUGGGUGGCGGAGACGCGGCGGCGCGGCGGCGCUGCCAAGGGUGGAUCGAUCGGGCCGUCGGUCGGCGAGCUGCUGGCACGCUGCGAGGCGGCGAUGCCGGCGCCGGGCCAGGGAAGCAACCACGGAGGCGCCGACUUGGCCGACGUGAGACGGGUGCUGCGAACGCUGCGGAGGGAGAUUGCGGGCCUCAUGGAGAGGGUGCCGACGGGCAGCAUGCGGUUCAUGUAG